Thermochaetoides thermophila DSM 1495 is the source of this 3708-nucleotide messenger RNA. RefSeq lists its product as uncharacterized. The record is from RefSeq and is a predicted model, not a curated record. NCBI's taxonomy places the organism in Eukaryota, Fungi, Ascomycota, Sordariomycetes, Sordariales, Chaetomiaceae. Gene Ontology annotation, molecular function: protein binding; structural molecule activity. The coding region runs from base 1 to 3708 and encodes 1235 amino acids. Gene Ontology annotation, biological process: endoplasmic reticulum to Golgi vesicle-mediated transport; COPII-coated vesicle cargo loading; endoplasmic reticulum organization. Gene Ontology annotation, cellular component: endoplasmic reticulum exit site; COPII vesicle coat. The transcript has 3 exons.
AUGGUCCGGCUGAGAGAGAUUCCGCGGACCGCGGCCUUUGCCUGGUCUCCAGGCACUUCUAGCCCGCUGCUCGUGACCGGUACCCGGUCUGGUGCCGUGGACGCUGACUUCUCGGACGAGUCCAAGCUGGAACUCUGGGACCUCAACCUCGAUGUCGCCGAACAGGGUCUUGAGCUGCAGCCCAUCGCCAGCAUUUCCACUGAUUCCAGGUUUUACGAUAUCGCAUGGGGCGCCCCAAGUGACCAGCAUCCGCGCGGCGUCAUUGCUGGCGCCAUGGAGGAUGGCUCGCUGCAGCUGUGGGACGCCGCGAAGCUCCUCGCCGGCGAGGAGGCUCUGAUGUCGCGCGAUACCAAGCACACCGGCCCCAUCAAGGCCCUGCAGUUCAACCCCUUGCGUCCUCAGGUUCUCGCCACUGCCGGUGCCAAGGGCGAGCUCUACGUCUGGGAUGUUAACGACACUUCGACCGCUUUCCGACUUGGCAGUGCUGCUGCCCAAGACAUCGACUGCCUCGCCUGGAACUGCAAAGUGGCCAACAUUCUGGCUACCGGUAGCGCCGGCGGCUUCGUGACGGUGUGGGAUUUGAAGACCAAGAAGGCUUCGCUCACCCUGAACAACAAUCGCAAGCCUGUUAGCGCCCUCGCGUGGGACCCUAACAACUCGACCAGCAUCCUGACGGCUACUUCUGAUGACAACACGCCUGUCAUCCUCCUGUGGAAUCUCAGGAACUCCCAGGCGCCCGAGAGGACACUUCAGGGCCACGAGCAGGGUAUCUUGUCUCUGUCGUGGUGCCAGCAGGACACCGGGUUGCUGCUCUCUGCUGGCAAGGAUAAUCGGACUCUUGUCUGGAAUCCGCAUACCGGCGAGCGCUAUGGAGAGUUCCCUGAAGCCACUAACUGGACCUUCUCGACCCGCUUCAACCCGCACAACCCGAACUUGUCGGCCACUGCGGCAUUCGACGGCAAGAUAGUCAUCCAGACUCUGCAGAACACCAACCCGACUGCUGUUCCCCAGACCCAGGCUGCCCUAGACGAUGAUGACUUCUUCUCCCGGGCUGCGACCCAGCCCCAGGGAGUGUCCUUCUCUCUUUCUCGGGCUCCCACCUGGCUGGAGCGUCCUGUCGGUGUCUCGUUUGGCUAUGCUGGCAAGCUUGUCAUCUUCAAAAAGCACGACACACCGGCCGGUCAGCACAGAUCUUCUAAGAUCACCAUCUCAACCUUCUCUGUCGACUCUGACAUUGGCGCAGCUACUGAGAAGUUUGAGGAGGCCAUCAAGAAGGGGGACAUCGCGAGCAUCUGCGACUCCCAUAUCGAAGCGGCUAAGACUGAGGAGGAGAAGGCUGACUGGCAGGUGCUCAAGACGCUUAGCCAGGAUGAUGGCCGGUCCAAGAUCAUCGAGUACCUUGGGUUCUCCAAGGAUGAGGAGGCUCGCGAAUCUGGGUUGACGUCGCCAAAGGAAGAGAGCGCCGAGGGUGUUACUUCUCCUCAAACCAAUGGUGAAGAGCCCAAAAAGAAGAGUCACAAGCGGGUGACGAGCAUGUGGGGAGAUAUUGACGAUGGCGAUGACUUCCUGUCCGAGCUGACCCCGGCCAAGGGGGCCAAGACGGAUGACCCGUUCCAUCUCAUUGGCGAGGGCUCCUCUGUUGAUGAUCAGAUCACUAAGGCUGUCCUGCUGGGCAACUUUGAGAUGGCAGUCAACCUUUGCGUUAAGGAGGACCGUAUCGCGGAUGCCUUCGUCCUUGCCAACUGCGGUGGCAAGGAGCUUGUGGACAAGGUUCAGAGCAGCUACCUUGCCAAGAAGAAGGGCAGCACCAGCUACCUGCGUCUUAUCAAUUCUGUCACUAGCAAGAAUCUUUGGGAUGUGGUCUACAACGCCGACCUGUCCAACUGGAAGGAGGCCAUGGUUACUCUCUGCACUUUUGCAGAGCCUGCUGAGUUCCCCGACUUGUGCGAGGCCCUUGGUGACCGCAUUUAUGAGUCUGGCGAGAGGAAAGAUGCUUCCUUCUGCUACCUGGUUGGCUCGAAACUGGAGAAGGUCGUGGAUAUCUGGAUCGCCGAGUUGCAGGAGGCAGAGCAGGCCGGCUUGAGCGAGGAGACCAACGACACCAGCUUCUCCAUUCAUGCCAGGGCUCUGCAGAAGUUUAUUGAGAAGGUUACCGUGUUCCGGCACGUCUCCAAGUUUACGGAUAAUGAGAAGCAGCUCAGCGAGGGCUGGAAGCUUGCGGCUCUGUACAACAAGUACACCGAGUACGCGGAUAUCGUUGCUGCCCAGGGGCAUCUGGCGGUUGCUCAGCGGUAUCUGGAUCUCCUUCCGGCAAACUUCCCGGCCGCCGAGGUCGCCCGGAACCGCGUCAAGCUCGCAACCCAGAAGGCGGCUCCUCAGCCCGCUGGUCCUACCGCGCGUGUGCCCUCCCGUACUGCUGCGCCUGUUGGCUACCAGCAGCCCGGCGGUCUUCCAAGCCCGGCAAAUCCUUAUGCCCCUCCUGCUCCGACUUUCCAAACCCAGGCCCCGGCCCCGGCAUCAGCGCCGAACCCGUAUGCUCCUACAACUACUUCUCAAUAUCAACCCCCGACAGGAGCAAGCCCGUACGCUCCUGCUCCUGGCUUCACGCCCUCUCCUUCCAUUACCAGCGGCUAUGCCCCACCACAGCCAAGUUUCAACCAACCUCCCCCCCCUCCUCAGCCGAAACCUUAUGUCAAGAAGGACGUUGGCAAUUGGAACGAUGUGCCGAUGGUUACAAAGCUUCCGGUCCGUCGGUCGACGCCAAGCGCACCGCCGAUUACCUCGCCAUUCUCCAACCAAGCGGGUACCCAAACCCCUCCUCCUCCCAUGGGCGGUUAUGGCCGUCCCCAGCCUACCCCCCCGCCGCCGCCACCUAAGGGCCCAGCUCCUCCUCCGCGCAACACUGCUUCUCCGUCUGUCGGGCCGCCGCCAGCAGCUGCUCAGCACCCUCCAAGGCCUGGAUCCGUCUCGUCGAACGCAUCGACCAACCCCUAUGCCCCUCCGCCGCAGCCUGUGUCCAACAUCCUGCAGCCCCCUGUCGUUCCUCCUCCUCCACGGACCUCGUCCCCUUACAACCCCCCGCCGGCCGGCCCGCCGCCGUCUAACCGGUAUGCGCCAGCUCCUUCGUCCCAGCCCGCACCCGCGGCGCCGCCUUCGGCAAGCCCAUAUGCGCCACCUCCCGCCAUGCCACCGGUAGCUCCCCCUUCGCAGUAUGGCCCUCCCCCGCAGGCAUCUCGCCCGCCAGUAGGACCCCCUCCUCGGGCUGGCCCUCCCCCCGCGGUGUCGGCCCCCCCUCCGCAGCAGGCUCCUCCGCAGGCUCCCCCCCAGCCGCAAUCGCCCCCUCCGCAGCAGCAAAAGCAGAGGCACCCGCCUGGGGAUAGGUCGCAUAUCCCCCCGAAUGCGAAGAACAUGGUAGAAAUACUCGACCGAGACAUGCAGCGGGUGGCAGCCAAGGCUCCGUCAACGUUCCUGCCGCAGGUUAAGGACACGCAAAAGCGGCUGGGUAUCCUGUUCGAUCACCUCAAUAAUUCGGACCUGUCGGAUUGGACGGUCUCCAAGCUGUCAGAGCUGGCGGAUGCGCUGGAAAGUAAGAACUACGACGUAGCGCACAGGUUGCAGGUGGAGAUUCAGACUGAGAAGACGGGAGAGUGUGGGCAGUGGAUGGUUGGUGUCAAGAGGCUGAUCAGCAUGAGCAAGGCCACUCCUUGA